GUAUUUCUCCAGAGGAAAUUCUGGCCCCUUAGAAUCUUGGAGCCCCACGAAGAUGUCGGAUAGCGAAGACAGCAACUUCUCCGAGGAUGAGAGCGAGCGGAGUAGUGAGGCGGAGGAGGUAGAGGAGAACGAGGCAGAGGAGGAGCAUGCCAGUGUCGGAGGCAGUGAAAAGGAAGAGGCUGAAGAGGAGGAGGAGGAGGAGGAGGAAGAAUACGAUGAAGAGGAAGAGGAGGAUGAUGAUGACCGGCCGCCAAAGAAGCCCAGGCAUGGAGGGUUCAUCUUGGAUGAGGCCGAUGUGGACGAUGAAUAUGAAGACGAGGACCAGUGGGAGGAUGGCGCGGAGGAUAUUCUGGAGAAAGAAGAAAUUGAAGCCUCCAACAUUGAUAAUGUGGUUCUGGAUGAGGAUCGCUCUGGAGCCCGGAGGCUGCAGAACCUUUGGAGGGACCAGCGGGAGGAGGAGCUGGGCGAGUAUUACAUGAAGAAAUACGCCAAGUCCUCGGUGGGAGAGACGGUGUAUGGCGGCUCAGAUGAGCUUUCGGAUGACAUCACUCAGCAGCAGUUACUGCCCGGCGUCAAGGAUCCCAACCUCUGGACUGUGAAGUGUAAGAUCGGAGAGGAGCGUGCCACAGCCAUAGCCCUGAUGAGGAAGUUCAUCGCCUACCAGUUCACAGACACGCCCCUGCAAAUCAAGUCUGUGGUGGCCCCUGAGCACGUGAAGGGUUACAUCUAUGUGGAAGCCUACAAGCAGACCCACGUGAAGCAGGCCAUCGAGGGAGUGGGCAACCUGCGGAUGGGCUACUGGAACCAGCAGAUGGUGCCCAUCAAGGAGAUGACGGAUGUGCUGAAGGUGGUGAAGGAGGUGACCAACCUGAAGCCCAAGUCAUGGGUCCGGCUGAAGAGAGGAAUUUAUAAGGAUGACAUUGCUCAGGUGGAUUACGUCGAGCCAAGUCAGAACCAGAUCUCUCUGAAGAUGAUUCCACGGAUCGAUUUUGACCGGAUCAAAGCACGCAUGAGCCUGAAAGACUGGUUCGCCAAGCGGAAGAAGUUCAAAAGGCCCCCCCAGCGGCUCUUUGAUGCUGAAAAGAUCCGCUCAUUGGGGGGAGAUGUUGCUUCCGAUGGCGAUUUCCUCAUCUUUGAAGGCAAUCGUUACAGUCGCAAGGGCUUCCUCUUCAAGAGCUUUGCCAUGUCGGCAGUGAUCACGGAGGGAGUGAAGCCCACCCUGUCUGAGCUGGAGAAGUUUGAGGACCAGCCGGAAGGCAUCGACCUGGAGGUGGUUACCGAAAGCACGGGGAAGGAACGGGAGCACAACUUCCAACCUGGCGACAACGUGGAGGUGUGCGAGGGGGAGCUGAUCAACUUGCAGGGCAAGAUCCUGAGUGUGGAUGGCAACAAAAUCACCAUCAUGCCCAAGCACGAGGAUCUCAAGGACAUGCUGGAGUUCCCGGCUCAAGAGCUGCGCAAGUACUUCAAGAUGGGCGACCACGUCAAGGUGAUCGCGGGACGGUUCGAGGGCGACACGGGGUUGAUUGUGCGGGUGGAGGAGAACUUUGUCAUCCUCUUCUCGGACCUCACCAUGCACGAGCUCAAGGUGCUGCCUCGGGACUUGCAGCUCUGCUCCGAGACAGCCUCUGGCGUGGACGUGGGCGGGCAGCACGAGUGGGGAGAGCUGGUUCAGCUGGAUCCCCAGACUGUCGGGGUUAUCGUCCGCCUGGAGCGGGAAACCUUCCAGGUCCUGAACAUGUACGGCAAAGUGGUGACCGUCAGGCACCAGGCUGUGACGCGGAAGAAGGACAAUCGCUUCGCUGUGGCCCUGGACUCCGAGCAGAACAACAUUCACGUCAAGGACAUCGUUAAAGUCAUCGAUGGGCCACACUCGGGUCGUGAGGGGGAGAUCAGGCACCUCUUCCGCGGCUUUGGAUUCCUGCACUGCAAGAAGCUGGUGGAGAAUGGGGGCAUGUUUGUGUGCAAGACUCGCCACCUGGUGCUGGCUGGGGGCUCCAAGCCCCGGGAUGUCACCAACUUCACCGUCGGAGGCUUUGCCCCCAUGAGUCCUCGGAUCAGCAGCCCCAUGCACCCCAGUGCGGCAGGUCAGCGAGGUGGCUUUGGCGGAGGUGGGAUGAGCCGGGGCCGUGGGCGCAGGGACAAUGACCUGAUUGGACAGACGGUGCGGAUCUCCCAAGGACCUUACAAAGGCUACAUCGGGGUGGUUAAGGAUGCCACGGAGUCCACGGCCCGGGUGGAGCUCCAUUCCACCUGCCAGACCAUCUCAGUGGAUCGCCAGCGCCUCACAACCGUGGGUUCGAGGAGACCCGGCGGCCUCCCAAGGUUGGGGGACUCCCUGGGAACAGGGCUACCCCCUACAGUCAGUCAGCUCUGUGCUGUGUCCUGCACAGCUGGGCCUGCCAUGGGGAGCCCCACAGACCUGCUCCAGAACCUGGCAAGGGACGGGAUGGAAGCAGGGUGCGGCGCGCUCGGGGCUCUUUCAGGCAGCAGGACCCCACACUAUGGCUCUCAGACGCCGCUGCACGAUGGCAGCCGGACGCCUGCGCAGAGCGGGGCUUGGGAUCCCAACAACCCCAACACACCCUCCAGGGCGGAGGAGGAGUUUGAAUACGGCUUCGAUGACGAGCCCACGCCCUCUCCGCAAGGCUACGGAGGGACCCCCAAUCCUCAGACUCCCGGCUACCCCGACCCUUCGUCUCCACAGGUCAAUCCGCCCUACAAUCCGCAGACGCCGGGGACCCCAGCCAUGUACAACACCGACCAGUUUUCUCCGUACGCUGUUCCGUCUCCUCAGGGCUCCUAUCAGCCAAGCCCCAGCCCGCAGAGUUACCACCAGGUGGCACCUAGCCCUGUAGGCUACCAGAACACCCACUCACCCGCCAGUUACCACCCGACCCCGUCGCCCAUGGCGUAUCAGGCCAGCCCCAGCCCCAGCCCUGUGGGCUACAGCCCCAUGACGCCAGGAGCUCCUUCUCCAGGGGGCUACAACCCUCACACCCCUGGCUCAGGCAUUGAGCAGAACUGCAGUGACUGGGUCACCACUGACAUCCAGGUCAAAGUCCGAGAUACCUACGUGGACAGCCAGGUGGUGGGGCAGACCGGAGUCAUCCGCAGCGUGACGGGCGGAAUGUGCUCAGUUUACCUGAAGGACAGCGAGAAGGUGGUCAGCAUUUCAAGUGAGCACCUGGAACCUGUCAUACCGACCAAAAACAAUAAGGUGAAGGUGAUCCUGGGGGAGGACCGGGAGGCGACGGGCGUCCUCUUGAGUAUCGACGGAGAGGACGGCAUUGUCCGCAUGGACCUGGAGGAGCAGCUCAAGAUCCUGAACUUGCGGUUCCUGGGCAAGCUGCUGGAGCCAUAGGGCUGGCGGCCUUUUUAGCAGUUGACCAGAGAAUGGCUCAACGUGUCCUUGUACAGAGUUUGGGGGAGGAGGGAGGCUGCUGCUUUUUGUUUUCUUUCCAAACCAGCCAGUGGUCGUGGGGAGGGAGGUGUUUUUAUUUGUAAUGCUGCAGUUAGGUCUCAUGAGCAAAUUGGGACUGGAGUAGGAAAACCAGUGUGCACGCGCGUGGGGGAGGGCAGGGGGAGAGGCGAGGGUUGUCCCGUUGCACUGAACGCGCUUCAUCUCCUUCUCGCAAAGGAAACCUACUUGCUGUGCCUGUGUUUCAAUAAAAUCCAUCUGUUCUAUGCUCCCUGCA
Pelodiscus sinensis (Chinese soft-shelled turtle) is the source of this 3698-nucleotide messenger RNA. The record is from RefSeq and is a predicted model, not a curated record. NCBI's taxonomy places the organism in Eukaryota, Metazoa, Chordata, Testudines, Trionychidae.